Colius striatus (speckled mousebird) is the source of this 960-nucleotide messenger RNA. RefSeq names its product collagen alpha-1(I) chain-like. Lineage: Eukaryota; Metazoa; Chordata; Aves; Coliiformes; Coliidae. The coding region runs from base 1 to 960 and encodes 319 amino acids. The record is from RefSeq and is a predicted model, not a curated record. The transcript has a single exon.
AUGAUGUGGGGGCGUGGGGGAUAUUUCCCACGAAAGAGGACGUUGGAGCUCCCCGGGGCUGUGACCUCCCCCCCUACUCCCUUCUACACCCCGCACGCCGCAGCCACCAGGCACCCACACAGACACACUUUCUGCCGGUGCUGCGGCUCCCUGCAGGGCGAUUUCGCCGCCGGCCCCCCACACCUGCAGGGAUGGGCCGUGCCGUGCAGAGCCGAGCCAGCCGCCCGCCCGCCUCCGCCCGCGCUCCCGCCGCACCGGUUCCGCGCCAAUUUGCAGCGAGCGGGGAGGCGGCGGCCUGCGCUGCGCCGGGCCGGGGGGAGCCUCGGCCAGCCCCGGGGCGCGGCAGGGGUCAGCCCGGGGGGACGGAGAGGGGUGGCAGCGCCGCUGCCGCCUUCGCUCUCCCUCCAAAAGAAGCCGAGCCGCCGCCUGCCCCCCGAGCCGCCACAGCUGAGGGACUCUGAGGGGACGCGUGAGGGGGCAGGGAGCGGAGCAGGACCGCGGCACCCGUCUCCCGCGCUCCCGCCUUGCCGCUAUGGAGGCUCCCUCCAAAACCUGAAGGGGAAGGAGGGGCUGCCGGCACGGCACCCUCGCACCGGGGGGCAAUCACACCGCCCUGCCCCCGCCGCCAGGACACUCUCCCUCUGCAGGGCACGCUUCCACAGCGCGGGCUGGGGCAGCGCGGGCAUCGGGGGCUGCGAAGGGCAGCGUCCCCGCCAGGAACCUUCCGCGCCAGGCCCCUGUCUUGAAGGCCAGAGCGAGGGAAGCUGGGACCCGCCAGGGCCAGUGUGGGGUGAGGGCGUGCGGCGCGGGACGGCGACCGGGGUCAGCCCGCCAAGCGGCUCGGCCGGCUUCCCCGCCCCCAUCGCGCCCGUCUCCCUCCAAAACCCCGCAGCCCGCCUCCCGCCAGCCCCACGGGGCUCUCUACCGCUGGGCGGCCCCGACGUGGGGUGGAGGGACUAA